Messenger RNA from Zea mays, 1361 nucleotides. RefSeq names its product gibberellin receptor GID1L2. The record is from RefSeq and is marked validated. NCBI's taxonomy places the organism in Eukaryota, Viridiplantae, Streptophyta, Magnoliopsida, Poales, Poaceae. Gene Ontology annotation, molecular function: hydrolase activity. The transcript has a single exon. The coding region runs from base 299 to 1300 and encodes 333 amino acids.
AUAGGAACACACGAAUACGCGACCACACGUUCACCUCGGCCAUGAUCCACCAACACAGCAGCUCCCUCCCUGAAAUCUCAUUCCCAUGAGCCAUGAAUUUUCACACGGCCAGCUUCUGCGCUUCCGCGGCGAUAGGAGGCCUGCCAACAGCCCCCAAAAUAUCGGCUUCGUUGGCUACUGGUCGCUUUGCCUGCCGCAGUGAGAAAUCUCUGGAGACCUGGACCUUCACUGCUUCACAUCUCCUGCUACUAGCUGCCUUCUUGCUGCUACUCCCACCCGCUGCACCCUCACAGACACCAUGGAUCCGAGCUCCGACAUCAUACUCGACACUCCGUUCUUCCGCAUCUACAGCGACCGGCGCAUCGACCGCUUGGUCGGCACCGAUACCGUGCCGGCCGGCUUUGAUCCCGCCACCGGCGUCACCUCCAAAGAUGUUGUUUUAGACAGCAACUCCGGCCUCUACGUUCGCCUGUACCUCCCGGACACGGCUACCGGGUCUGACCGCUACUCCAAGAAGUUCCCCGUGCUAGUCUACUUCCACGGCGGCGGCUUUGUCAUCCACUCGGCAGCGUCUCCGCCCUAUCAGCCCUUCCUCAACACCCUUGCCGCGAAGGCCAGCUUGCUCAUCGUCUCCGUGAACUACCGCCUCGCGCCAGAGCACCCGCUUCCGGCAGGCUACGAGGACUCCUUCCGCGCGCUCAAGUGGGCGGCCUCUGGUAGCGGGGACCCCUGGCUAUCACAUCACGGCGACCUGGGCCGCAUCUUCCUGGCCGGGGACAGCUCCGGCGGGAACUUUGUCCACAACGUCGCUAUGAUGGCCGCCGCGUCAGAGUUGCGAAUCGAGGGCGCGGUCCUCCUGCACGCCGGGUUCGCUGGCAAGGAGCGCAUCGACGGAGAGAAACCGGAGUCAGUGGCGCUGACGCAGAAGCUGUGGGGGAUCGUGUGCCCCGAGGCGACGGACGGCGUGGACGACCCGCGGAUGAACCCCUUGGCCGCCGCGGCGCCCAGCCUGCGAAGCCUGCCGUGCGAGAGGGUGCUCGUCUGCGCGGCAGAGCUGGACUCGCUGCGGGCGAGGAACAGGGCGUACUACGACGCCCUCGCGGCAAGCGGGUGGGGUGGCACGGUGGAGUGGCUCGAGUCUAAUGGCAAGCAGCACGCCUUCUUCCUCUACGACUCCGGCUGCGGCGAGGCCGUGGAGCUCAUGGAUCGACUGGUCGCCUUCUUUGCUGGGAACUUGAAUUCGUCAUGUGUGGAUGUGACCACACAUCACACGACCACAUCCGGUGAGACCCUGAGAUGAAUGGAACAAACGAAGAUGCAGCUCAUUGCUCAAUCGAAAUAACUGAGCUCAGUCCUCAAAA